Molecule: messenger RNA, 1980 nt
Organism: Striga hermonthica
Lineage: Eukaryota; Viridiplantae; Streptophyta; Magnoliopsida; Lamiales; Orobanchaceae
Source: the annotation of a GenBank genome assembly
AUGGAUUCCAAUUCCGCUGUACCGUUUCCGGACCUCAACAGACCCGCCGCCAUCGCUCCCAAAAUCGUACCCAAGCUCGAACCGCUAGACGAACCGACGACGCCGGCGCCGGCGCCGGCGCCUCCGCAUCCGGCCCUAUACUUCUCCGACGACUCUCCAUCCGCCGCCCCUCCCGGAUUCUCUCCCUCCAGACCCGACUUCUCCUCCGACUUCCAUCGUAUCUCUGAGCUCUUCCGCUCCACCGUGGACCGGAGAUUAGGGGAGCAAGCCUCCACCUCCGCCGCCGCCCCACCCGCACCCGCACCCGCACCUGCACCCGAAGGCGACCCGGAUUCUCGGGCCAUCAUCCCCGUCCCCAACCCGGAGACCCAGGUAUCUAACCCCGCCCCCCCUCCCCGAAAAUACCCGACCCGCUCGGCGGAGCUGGUCCGGAUCGAGGGUCUGCAGCCCCACGAAGAUCGCUACUUCCGGGAAAUUAUCCGCAAGAUCCGGAUGCUGUUCGACUCGCUGCGCGUGUUCGCAAUCGCAGAGGACGAGCGUCGGAUGGAGCCGAUGCGCCCGCACAGGAGAACCCGAGGUGACCUAAGGGCGUCUGCUUGUAUGAGGAAGCGGGAGUUGUGGCAGUUUCGGAAUAAGCGCAUCGUGGGUCACCUCCCCGGCGUUUUAAUUGGGGACGUUUUCUUCUUCAGGAUGGAGCUUUGCGUGGUGGGUUUGCAUGGGCAUCCCCAGGCCGGGAUUGAUUAUGUUCCCGCUAGCCAGAGCCAGAACGGAGAGCCAAUUGCCACUAGCAUCAUAGUCUCUGGAGGUUAUGAGGACGAUGAGGAUGCAGGGGAGGUGAUUGUCUACACAGGCCAUGGUGGCCAAGACAAGAACAACAGGCAGGUUGUGCACCAGAGAUUGGAGUGCGGCAAUUUAGCUCUCGAGAGGAGUAUGCGCUAUGGUAUCGAGGUGCGAGUUAUCCGUGGCUUCAAAUACGAAGGGAGCAUCAGUGGCAAAGUCUACGUUUACGAUGGUUUGUAUAGGAUAAUCCAAACAUGGUUCGAUGUGGGGAAAUCGGGGUUUGGGGUCUUCAAAUUCAGGCUCUUGCGGAUCGCAAAUCAGCCAGAAAUGGGUAGCACUGUCAUGAAAUUCGCGCAGAGGUUGAGGGCUCGACCGCUGGAAUUGCGUCCCAGGGGCUACCUCACUCUCGACCUCUCCAGAAACAAGGAGAAUUACCCUGUCUUCCUUUUCAACGACCUCGACACAGAUCAAGAACCCCUCCACUAUGAGUACAUCACCAGGACCUGCUUCCCUCCUCAUGUGUACGGUCCCGGGAGCACCUGGGGAUGCAGCUGCUUCGGCUCGUGCACGGCCGGCUGCCUUUGCGCUGUCAGAAACGGGGGCGAUUUUGCAUACAACCUUGCGGGAAUUCUGGUGAGGGGGAAGCCAUUGGUGUUCGAGUGCGGGCCCCACUGCUGCUGUCCGCCCACUUGCAGAAACCGCGUGGCCCAGAAGGGGCCGCAGCACAGGUUUGAGGUGUUCAGGUCGAGGGAGACAGGAUGGGGGCUGAGGUCAUUGGACUUGAUCCUCGCGGGCACCUUCAUUUGCGAGUAUGCAGGGGUUGUGCUCACUCGCGAGCAGGCAAAAGUACUCACGAUGAACGGAGAUAAUCUCAUCUACCCGGCCCGUUUUGCCGAGAGGUGGAGGGAGUGGGGUGAUAUGUCUCAGAUUUUCGUGGACUAUGUUUGCCCGACUUAUCCCUCGGCGCCUCCUCUGGACUUUGCCCUGGAUGUCUCGAGGAUGAGGAAUGUAGCAUGCUACAUUAGCCAUAGCACGAUGCCCAAUGUUUUUGUUCAGCUCAUGUUGUAUGACCACAACAAUAUGUCUUUUCCUCAUUUAAUGCUUUUUGCUCUGGAGAAUAUCCCGCCGAUGAGGGAGCUUAGCCUUGAUUAUGGGGUGUUAGACGAGAGCAUGGGGAAAUUGGCUAUCUGUGCUCCUUGA